UGUAGGCUUGAACCGAGGUAAAUAUCAAGGACUCCCUGGGAAGAUAGGACUUAUGGAGUAGAGAAGACUGAGGAAACUUACACUACUCUUCAUUGAAGUCUUUCUGGAAUCCACAGCAAUGGUGACUGAAAGAGGAAAUCAUGAGAUUUUAUUAACAGGUGCUGAAGAAAUAUUAUUGGAAAGAUGGAGGCAAGGCUUUCCUUGGUUUUUGCUUCUGACUUGAAGAGUCACUAGAAGCCUCAGGCCCUUCAGAAAUCUUGAGUGGGAAGAAGCGUUAUGGCAGGGAGGACCUUGUGGACCCGUGGAAAUCAAGAAGCCAUUGAUUUUCUGUGCAGAAUUCUGCAUUGACUAAAACCCUAAGGCCUAUCUCCCAGAGCUUCGACAGCUGUUUAGUCAGAUAAUUGUGUCCGAAUUGAUUAUGAAAAUAAUAGACCAGCCAUAAAGCAGCAUAAAAUAUUAUGAAACUAUUCCAGAAGUUCAGUAAUAUCUUUGGGACCUGCUCAUAGCCCAAGUUUUGUGAAUACUUUUGUAGUUAAAAAAAAUUUUUACUUUACCAGUGCAUUGCAAUUCUUUUCCAUCAGUGAAUUUCAUUCUACAGACUUUUCAGAGCAUCUCAUAAUCAGUCAACAAAUCUAUUUCAAAUGUGUUUGUUACUAAGCAACGGUUGCUAAGAGCUUCUGUAAUUAAGAUGAAAGUUCCAAGGUAACAAUGCCCAAACACAGCACCAUUUUCACCAUUUUCUGAUAAUGCAGGAGUAGGAUGGCUAAAAGUGAAAGAAGAAUCUACUCUAUGGAAAGCAUGGCACCUGAAAUUUCUGAAGAUAUUGGCUGUCCUCUAGCUUAUAUGAGAGAGAGUGUUUGUGCUUUACUAAUCAACCAGUCAUUGUUUUCUUGUGUGGCUGAAAUGUACAUUCCAGACAUGAACAGGCCUGGUAAGGCAGAAAGGAGAGCCGAGAAGGGCCUGAGGCCUCCCGGGGAGCUGGUUGGGGAGACCAGAAGGCUGCAAAGCUGGCCAACGCUUGCCAGGUGGCUGCGGAGAGUCAGCUUCAGUCUCUACAAGCCGUCCAUCCAGGCAGCUCCUGAACCAGAUCCAGGCAACUGGGCCAAGUCCCCAAGGCUGUCUCUGGGACCAGAAGGUAUAACCAAAGGGAAGCAUGGAUUUAAAUUCCAGGGCAUAAAAGAAAAGUUCAACGUAUCUAAGAAGGGGCUGAAAAUGACUUUUUUGUAAAUGUCUGAAGGACACUGUCUUAUACCAAACCAUAUACAAUAAAAUUUUAAAUGAGCCUGAGUUCUGUUUCCAUCCAUGCCCUGUGGAGCACAUGUGACUUCAAAGGCAGUUCUGUAGGGUGCAGGGAGGAAGGAGUGUGCUUUUAUUUCUCAUUUUGGCACAAAUCCAUCAAACUAUUUUUGAUGGCUGGGAAACAAAACUUACAUUCCCUCUAAAUUCAUUGCGUUUGGCAGAUCCACCUUUGUUUUUCUACAGUGAUGGCUUCCACUUCUUCAACCUUUGCAUUCCUCUUACUUUGAGGCUUUAUUUAGCAGGAAAAAAGGCAAGAAUGAUGCUAGAUUUCAAGGGAAGCCUUAAAUAGCCCAGUUCAUUAAGUAGUCCCCUCCGCAACUUCCCAUUUCUUCUCCCCAACCCCCAAUUUAAAACAGUUGUUUGGAAGACUUUUAAACCUGAAACAUCCCUUUCAUAGGAGUCUUAUGAUGUAAAAAGGAGCUCGUGGUUUCAUUUCAAUGUGAUGGGACCCCUUGGUGAUGAGCAAAUAUAGCUUCAACCUAAUGAAUGUGCACAGUGGCUGUGUGUGUGUGUGUGUGUGUGUAUGCAUGUGUGCAUGUGUGUGCGUGUGUGUGCCUGUGAGCUUCUAGAGACUCUGGAAUUCCAUUCAUCAUAAGAAUUAGAGAUGUUAGCAUUGCUUUCUGCAAUUCUGUCUCUUCUUUGCCACCAUAGGACUGUUCCUUAUGGCUUGCUUUUGAGAUGUUUCCUUCAUGAUCUGUGUUUGUGCUGCCUUGCCCCGUCACCUCUCAACACUGCACUUCAGUGGAGACUGAUGCAGGCUGUGCUGUUUCUAUUUCUUUUUCUUUUUUAGAGAUGUAGUCUUGCUCUGCUUCACAGUCUGGAGUACAGUCCUGUGAUCAUAACUCACUGCAGCCUCAAACUCCUGGGCUCAAACAUCCUCCUGCCUCAGUCUCCUGAGUAGCUGGGACUACAGGUGCAUGGCACCAUGCCUGGUCAAUUUUUAAAACGUGUAUUUUUGGUAACAAUGGGGUCUUGCUAUGUUGCCGAGAUUGGUCUCAAACUCCUAGCCUUCAAGCAAUCCUCCCACCUCAGCCUCCCAAAGUGCUGAGAUUCCAGCUAUGACCCACUAUACUCGGCCUUAUUUUUAUUUCUUUUGGACUAUUUAUUUCUGAUCAUUUUUAUUGCUCUUUUCCAAACUCUACAUUCCCCAUCCUCUUUGAAACUUUGAAUCCUGAUGUGGUUGGGUGGUGGGUUCUGCCUAACUUGUUAAAAGUGACCCUAAUGAGCCUGAAGUGGUUGGUUUCAUUGCAUUAGGGUCUUUUGACAGCUCAGGGAGAAACUGCCACUAGGGAAAAAAGGCCCAGGCCUGAUUAUAAUGGUUCAGCAAGUGGAGGAGAAGAUAUUAUUAGCUUCAAUGUCUUUGGUAUUGGACUUCUUUUCAUUCCUGCGUUAAUAACUCAUAAUUUAUUGAUCUUUUCCCUAAUCUUUGUUAGUAAUGUUGCCUUAAAUUAUAAAGGACAGUAAUACAAUAUUAGUAACAGUUCUAUCAAUAUGCUAAAAGCUUUACCUCUUCCUACUCCUUCAUUUUUAAUCAAAAUAGGACCUUCCCUGAAGGAUUGGGUUAUGAGUACAAUGAAUUUAUGUUGGUCUAGUAGGCAAUAUUAUGAUUUAAAAGCAUUUCUCAAUGGCCAAGUAGAUAAGGAAUUAUAUGAAAUUCUACAAAUACCAAGAGGUAUUUCAAUGGUUUACAAAUAUUGUCUACCUUCUGUAUGCAUAAAAUGCCAUAGAUUGGUGCCAGUGAACACACACACAUAUCUCAGGUGAGGAUUGGCCUCAGAGAACUUACUGGUACAUUCUAGAAGACAAAAAUUUAAAAAAAAAAGAACUCACAUGAAAUAUUUACUAAAUAACAUAAGAAAACUUCAAUGUUAGAUUGGUUGGAGAUAUACAUAUACAUAUACAACCAAUUGGAGAUUAUGUAUAUUUAUAUAAUAUAUAUAAUUAUAUAUGUUGAAGAUUUUAUGAAUUUAUUGGUUUGACAUGAUAUAUAUAUAUGUAUUCUGAUGAUACAUGAUCAUCAGAAUUCAGAGAAGGGGAACUAUAGAUUGGAUGAAGUUGAAGAUGCCAAUAUGAAGGGGAAGGAAGAAUUUGGAUAAUUUGGAUACAGGGGAGCAAGGUGGGGAGAAGAAGAGUUCCAGGCAUGGGAAAUAACAUCAGUAAAUUCAAAAAGAAAGACUAAGUGGUGGGGAUUUGUGGAAGGGCAGGAUGACUUGAGCUCAGGGCUCUUGUGACAUAAAAGACUUAGUGAGCUUUUUACUGAUAUCUUCAGUGUAUGAAUAAAGUUGAUGAUAAAGAACUUUAAGAAUAUGCAGUUCUCUGUACAGAUAUGAAGUAGCGAUUAUCCUCAAAUUAUAUUGUUGCUAGCUUAAGUAGUUUAGUCUAUUUGCCAAAAUUGAAAGAAAAUUAUGAAAUCACAAGUACUUAUAUUUGCAAAUACACUGGAGUGUCCCAAAAUGACAAAAAGCACAGAUUUAUCUUUGGCUUUGUACAGAGUAAGAUCUAGAACAGUGAGAAUCUUGGCACUUGCUGGAUUUUUAAGAGUUGCAUGGAUUUAUUACAUAGACAUCCUUUGGUAUCAACCUCAAAGGGAUAGUAUAUGUGACUUUCCAGGCCACCUGUAGAAGGCAGUCUUCAUUGUCCAGGGAAAGUGUUAAGCAUUGAUAAAAUCCCACUGAUAUGAGAUAUUUCAAAAAAAUUUCUGGCUUGUUAUUAGAACCAGCCAAAAUGAUUUUAUUGAGUAUCUUCUAUGACCCCAGCAGCCUACAAGGAAAUAUGUGGGACCCCUGAUUCUUGAUCCUACAGAACUUAUUAGGAAGAUGAGAGUAUUCACUGGAGGAAAAUUAGGAAAUAAAGGCAUAUACAAGGAGGGAAUACUUGAAGGGGGUAUAAGUGGAUGUCUUUGCUGCUGUUCUUUCUCUCAUUUCCCUUUUCCUUAGGAAAUUGAUCUGUCGUAUUUUCAACUGCUAUGUCUACUGGUGAGUCAAAUAGAUAUCUCUUCUGGAUCCCCUACCCAGACACUGAGCAUUUUUGCACCAUCCUAAACUUCAGAUCUCCAAACCCAAACUCUGUCUCUCCCAACCAGAUUAAGUCUCAUUUUCUGCCUUUUAUAGUACCCUUAUUCUAAUCACCCAGGCUCAAAAUCAUUGACUAUUUCUGCAUAUCUGUACAUAUUUAUAUUUAUCACUCGCCAUGGCCACUUAUUCUGGAUUGUGAGUAGAUCAAAAGAAUAGAGAGAUUUUUAAUCAAGUGAGCCUAAAUAUGCAAAGCAAGUAUGGAGGAGAGAAGGAAAUGAAGUGAGACUCUCAGGUCGCUUCCGUGGAAGACACAGAUGGUAGAGUUUUGACUUAGUGGCACUGAGAUAGAUCUGUUUCAGGGCAAGAUAGAACAGUGGGAGAGAUCCCGGCUGGGCGCGGUGGCUCAUGCCUGUAAUUCCAGUACUUUGGGAGGCUGAGGUGGGCGAAUCACCUGAAGUCAGAAGUUUGAGACCAGCCUGGUCAACAUGGUGAAACCCUGUCUCUAUUAAAAAUACAAAAACUAGCCAGGCAUGGUGGUGGGCGCCUGUAAUCCCAGCUACUCGGCAGGCUGAGGCAGGAUAAUUGCUGGAACCCAGGAGGUGGAGGUUGCAGUGAGCCGAGAUCGCGCCACUGCACUCCAGUCUGGGUGAUACAAAACAACAACAACAACAACAACAACAACAGGAGAAAUCCCCACAUUCCUUGGCCUGAAAAUGUAUUUGUAUGUACAUUACCUGUUAACUUCCUUAAUAUUGGUAUAUCAAAUUUUGAUAGCGUUUUGCUUUCAAAGUUUUAGAAAAGCUUAGUAUUGAAAGGAAUUUGCAUCUUUAAAUUUGCAUUUUCUAUCACUUCAUUUUGGUAUCCUGGUGGGUUUACAUGCAAAACACAUCUAUCUCCAGGCUGUCUAAUGUGCUACUGUCAAUUAGUGGAGUUAACUGUCAUGUGUUGUGGGCUGUCUUUCCCCGGUGGCAUUUAAACGGAGAUGUCAUCGCUAUUUCAGAUACUGAAGUUGUGAGCCUAGCAUUGGGUAGGAGAUUGGACUAGCUCUCUACGACUCAUUCUAAGAUUAGGAUUUUCUAACUUGAUAGUGAUUCAUAAGACAAUUAUUUCAUAAUGCAUUUCUACUAUUAUAUAGUGUGCACGUGAUAGGCAUACAUUGAUUUGGACUUUUCCUAUGACAACUUGGAAGGCAGAAAGUUAAGCACUUAAAAAUGAUGUCCAAGGGUGGCAGGGUAUUCAUGAAUUAUACUAUGAUUGUUGAAUUAAGCUAAAAUAAAUAUUAUCUUGAUUUUAUUUGCCAACAUUUUUGGUAGGAUGGAACUCAAGAGGUAGGGACUGAACCUUGGAAGAACGGGGAUUGGCAUGACCGUGGCAUUAAAGUGAUUAAUCCCCUGACGAUUAGCCUAAGUUUAUAAAGUUAUAUACAGUGUUAAGGGCUCAGGGUGUCUCUCCAUAAGCAAGAUAGAAAGGGAUGGAAAGAAAUACCAUUUCCUUCUUUGAACUGAAGGCAUUUGAGAUAAGGAAUGAAAGAGUAUAAUUUUAAGGCAUUUGGUAGAUACUGUUAAAAAAAGUUUCAGGACCAAACAUACUUUAGAAUUGAUCUCCUGGGGUUUUCAGUCAGGUCCAAUGUUCCCGGUGUGAUGUUUUCAGAUGCCUCCUCUCUACUCCAGGGAGGAAGUCAGAAGUUAUUGUAUGAAGCCUGAAAAUGUAGUUCCUUUAGAUCCUGUGCCAGUAUCCCAUCAUCAUCUUGGGACAAAGAAUAUGGUAAACAUCCACAGCUUACACAAUAGAAUGGAAUAAGUCCUUUGAACCAGAUUAACCAUAGGGAAAAUAUCUUCAUAUCUUCAUAGCAGCCAACGCAGAGUUGUGUGUAUUUAGCACUGACUUCAGACCUCACUUGGGCGUGUGUUCUUCCUCAGCAGGGCUUAGUUCUCCACAGGGAACUUCUUCACUCUAACCCUCUUGUAUAGGUGGUCCUGGGUUUUUUUUUUUUUUUUGCUAUCAUGAAAUACUUUUGAAGAGUGCCAAUCCCCAAUAAAUACAGAAGGAUGAUGGGAGAGAGAACCGGUAUUUUAUGACUGCCCUAGUAAUUACUAAGUGACCUAGGUGAGAAUGGCCAGCAGGUGCUAAAAUCAGUGAGUGAAAGGUUGUUGAAGAAUAGAGUAUUCUCCAAGUAUCAACCCUUGGACUACUUAGUUACAAAGACGAAAUGCACCUUUUUGAUGGGGAAUACUUUAAACCAGUGAUCAAAUUUAGAUAAUUUUUUUUUUUUUUGAGACACAGUCUCACUCUGUUGCCCAGGCUGGAGUGCAGUUGUGCUAUCACAGCUCACUGUAGCCUUGACCUCCUAAGCUUAGGUAAUCCUUCUAUCUCAGCCUCCUGAGUAGCUGGGGAUAUAGGCACAUGCCAUCAUCCAGGGCUAAUUUUUAAAUUUUUGGUAGAGACAGGGUCUCCCUACAUUGCCCAGGCCAGGCUGGUUUCGAAUUCUGGUCUCAGGGGAUCCUCCUGCCUCAGCCUCCCAAACUGCUGGGAUUAUAGGUGUAAGCCACUGUGCCUGGCUAAAUUUAAACAAUUUAACAUCAUUACUAGAGUAACAAAUUGACAUCAUUUACCCAUUGACUUAUUCUCUGCCCAUCUCUUAGCAUUCCUCCCCUCUAUGUUCCACCUGAAUCGAAUCAUGAGGAAACAAUUAGAUAAAUCUGCAAAUGAGGUGUUAGCCUCUUAAGAAAUAUCAGUCAUUAUAGACCAGAAAGGCUGGGGAGCUGUUUAAAGGAGAUUGAAGAGAUAUGACAUCUAAAUGUAGGAUGUGAUCCUGGAUCCCAUCCUGGAUCCCAUCCUGGAUCAGAGAAAUAGCUAUCAAGGACAUUUCUUGGUCCAUUGGGGGAAAUUUGAAAAUGGACUAUAUAAUAGAUAAUGAUAUUGUAUCAAUGGUCAAUUUCCUGAGUGUGAUAAUUACGCAUAUGUAAGAGAAUGUUUUUGUUUUUGGGAGAUUCAUGUUGAAGCAUUUAUGACUUAAUUGUCAUGAUGCUUGCUA
Gorilla gorilla gorilla (western lowland gorilla) is the source of this 7347-nucleotide messenger RNA. RefSeq lists its product as uncharacterized. The transcript is spliced from 3 exons. The record is from RefSeq and is a predicted model, not a curated record. The coding region runs from base 760 to 1227 and encodes 155 amino acids. NCBI's taxonomy places the organism in Eukaryota, Metazoa, Chordata, Mammalia, Primates, Hominidae.